UUUGUUUUUUUUUUCUGCUGGAGUGCGCGCGCGCGUGUGUGUGAGCCUGCAGGGAAAACAAGUGCAAAUAAGCUGUGUUUUUUCGCUGUUAACUAGUGGGGGCAUAAAUUAUUCUUCAGCACUGGGCAGCUCGGCAGACAGACAACUCGAUAACAAGGUUCGAUUUUUUUGGCACCAUCGGCGCUGGUUUGGUGGAACCCUAGCAACCGAGCAGCCGGAGAAAGAUUCAACUCGAACGAAACAAAGUAACCGAUGAUGGACCGACCCGGUGCAGGCGAGGCGUGAAAAAUUCGUUCCCCCAUCACUGUUGUCAAUGUUACGCCGGGGGUUGAAAGGGAAAUCAUUCGUUCGGGAGGCGUUUGUGUCUGGAGAAAGUGUACUGUGCCAUUUGUGCUUCAUCCAGAUGCGAUUUUCUCCGUGCUACGGUAGGGCGAGAGCAUCAGUGAAAUCGUGAACAUUGAAACCGCAAAGUGAAUGUUACUGCCGAAAAGCGCACAACAAAACCAACCGAUAUAGACCAGUGUAUGUGUGUGUGUGUGUGUGUGCGUACGUACCACGGUAGAAUAGCAAGUGAAGCGGAUGGUUUGUCUGAAUGCAACCCGCACCGAUCUGCCCGCCUGUAGCACGAUCCCCAGCCGCGCCGGAAGACUAAUUUAAACGGCCAACGGUAGCGCGUCGUGACUUAUUGCUCCGCGGCGUUCGGACCGCGGGGCCCGCCCCUGGCGAUAAACGAUGGCAGAUUGGAGCGGCGGCCACCACCGGUACCGUCUUGGGCUAUUUUCGUUGCCCGUUACAUCAUUGGCCCAUCGUCGCCGUCCGUGCCACAGGUCGUGCCGUCACGAGUACGCAUCACGCCAGUAGACGAGCGAACCAGCAGCCCUGCGCGUAAAGCCUGAAAACUGUCCAACCACUCGCGUUCCCUGUAGCGAUCGGGCAGCGGUUCUCUUAGUGUAGCGAAACCAGCUGGUCAAAUCGGUCCAGGACCUGCAUGCGCUGAGUGUGACAGGCCGCGGCGACACUCACCGUCGUGGCCAUCGGCGCAAAAGCGAAACCUUCCCCCACCCCGCGUCUCACCAUCAUGGGUGUAAUUCUGCAAAACUUUAGCCAGCCGGGCGCGAGGUACAGCCCCGACCAGGUGCCCGAACCACCACCGCCACCCGCCGCCCCAUCACCGUCGACGUACCGCGAGCUCGACAUACUGCUGCGGAACGAGGGCUCCAUUCCGGCCGUGUCCCUCGCCGGCCUAACCGCAACGCUCGGGCUGGACAGCAAUGGCGAGCUGCUCGGGGCGAGCUACGGUGCGAACGGGUCCGAUCUGUCCGAGCUGAUCGACGGCUGCCCCAAACCGGACGACACGCUCUACCCGACCAUGUUCGGCAUCGAUCUGGCCGUGCCACAGUGGGAAGCGAUCGGUACGGCCCUCAUCCUGACGCUCAUCAUCAUCAUCACGAUCGUCGGCAACAUCCUCGUCAUACUGAGCGUGUUCACGUACAAGCCGCUCCGGAUCGUGCAGAACUUCUUCAUCGUGUCGCUGGCGGUGGCGGACCUGACGGUGGCCAUACUCGUCCUGCCGCUCAACGUCGCCUACUCGCUGCUCGGCCGGUGGGAGUUCGGCAUCCACGUGUGCAAGAUGUGGCUCACCUCGGACGUGCUGUGCUGUACCGCCUCGAUCCUGAACCUGUGCGCGAUCGCGCUCGACCGCUACUGGGCGAUCACCGAUCCGAUCAACUACGCCCAGAAGCGGACGCUCGAGCGGGUGCUGGCGCUGAUCGCGGGCGUCUGGGUGCUGUCGCUGGUGAUCAGCUCGCCGCCGCUGAUCGGGUGGAACGACUGGCCGGAGGAGUUUUCCAGCGAGUUCCCGUGUCAAUUAACGAGCAACCAGGGCUACGUGAUCUACUCGUCGCUCGGCUCGUUCUUCAUCCCGCUCGCCAUCAUGACGAUCGUGUACAUCGAAAUCUACAUCGCGACGCGGCGCCGGCUGCGCGAGCGGGCGCAAGCGUCCAAAAUCAACACGCUCGCGUCGCGCAGCAUCGGCAUGGUGGCUGGCAAUGGGGAGAAGGAGCUUACCACGACCCACCACCAGCAGCAGCAGCACCAGCAGCAGCACCAACACCACCACCAGCCACACCACCACCAGGACGGGCACGCGAUCCAGCACGACCAGGAGUCGAUCAGCAGCGAAACGAACAACCACAACGAACAAACCGACACGGGCAGCGGCGGCCCAGUGCUGGCGGGCAGCAAGCCCAGCAAAAAGGGCCCCCUCCGGUUCGGCGGCUACCUCGGGCGGGCGCUGGGCGGGGCGGCCGGCCGCAACCGCAAAAAGCAACACCACCGGAAGCGGCCGGGGGACGGCCCGGCGGAGGAGGAGGACGGCCGGCUGCACCGGCUGGCGGCUAGCGCGCUGCAUCAGCGCGAGGACGACUCGGUGACGGACAACCCGGACCACUCCGGGUCGGGCGACAGUGGUGGGGGCGGCAAGGCGCCGCUGGACGCGGCCCACCCGUCCGCCCUACUGCCCCCCACCGGCAACUGUGAUAUGACGGGCGGGUCGGCGAUGGGGGAGCCGGCCCCGCGGAACGGGGCCAGCAACAACCACCACCAGCGCGAGGUGGGCUUCCACGAGUCGACGGCCGAGCUGAUGGUGGUGGCGGCGGCGGCGGCCCCACCCACGACCCGGCUCGGCGGCCGGCUCAAGCAGUCGUUCCGCAAGCCGGGCGGCAUCAACCAGUUCAUCGAGGAGAAGCAGAAGAUCUCGCUGUCGAAGGAGCGGCGCGCGGCCCGGACGCUCGGCAUCAUUAUGGGCGUGUUUGUCGUCUGCUGGCUGCCGUUCUUCCUGAUGUACGUCAUCCUGCCGUUCUGUCCGUCCUGCUGCCCGACGAACAAGCUGAUCAACUUCAUCACCUGGCUCGGGUACAUCAACUCCGCGCUCAACCCGAUCAUCUACACCAUCUUCAACCUGGACUAUCGGCGCGCGUUCAAGCGGCUGCUCGGCAUUAAGCAGUAGAGAGCGAAAGCGAGGGGUAUAGAGCGGGGGGACGAGCCACACAGAGUAGGGGAAAGGGGGGAGCAUUCACUUCCGGGGAAAAUCAGUUCACUGUUGCGGCAAACGGUGUCCACUUGACGUGCUUCUCUGCCGUCAAAGCAAUGCUGUACAAAACGGGAUCGGGAAAGGCGAGAAAAGUGGCAUUUAAAAAACCCCAACACACACACACACACACACACAGACACGUACACACUCAUCAGCAAAUGACCUACAAAUUACCCUCACCCAGUGCAGGCGGGGCAAAGGGCGGUACCGGAAUUCACUCGUCAAGUCGGCCCACUAAGUGGGACGGUGCUCGAAAGCUUUUAUGUACGGCAACGACUAGCGGAACUAUUAACCGUCCUCAUCGCAUCUCAUCCAUCCAUCCGUAAGUGUCCCUUUUUGUGCUACCAACCCCCCAAGUCCCUUCUCACUGUUUCCCCUACCCAUCACCCACGCUCUGUAUUGUGUAGUUCUCGCAAAAAGCAACCAGCACCAAAGUGGGUUGUUGGUAAAAGCUUUUCAUCCUCGCUCGCUAUUGAUUUUUAUCUUUCGCCCUCUUUUUGCGGUGCUUUCGGUUUGCUAAUUAAUCUACGCACUGUUUUUCUUCUUCUGGGCCUCGUUCAUUUAUUGUGCUGCCUUUCCGGGGAGGGUGAAAGUAAGUAGUGAACCGGCAACAUGAGGGAGAGCACUCCAAAAAAAAAAAAACAGCACUCUCCAUGCAAACAAUAAAAAGACAAAAAAAGAGCUUCAUCCCUUUGUCUUAAAGCUUUUCAACUGCGCGAUACACCUCGCUUUCAACCAAAGCUUCCGCGAGUUUUGUUCUUGCACUGUUUUUACACAUUUUUUUUUUUGUUGUUUACUCGCGUUCAAGGGAUUUUGCCAAUUGUGUUCAUUCAUUCCAUUCAGACGGGCGGAUGUGGUGAUGAAACUUCAAGCCGGCAGAGAGUCAGAGAGAGAUAUAGUCCCGUUCCGGACCGUCCUCUGCCUUUUAUACCCGGAAGUCGGCGAUAUCCCGCUUGUAUGCCCGUAUCCCCAGACCGGUACCCGGUUGCAUUCGCUUUCGUCCAGCGCUUUUCCACUCAAAAGUCACCAAAAGGGGGUCGAUGGAAGAGAAGGAGUGGAGUGGAGGAGAGGCUGUCACAAUUCAAGGCCGGUCCCAUUCAACCGGUGUGCUCUUAUCUUUGAUCGUUUUCGGGCCAUUUUGUGCAAGCGCGAGAGUGUCCUUCGCACGGCCCUAUCGCGUUACAAUAUCGCGUUACAAAUUGUGAGGAGGGGACAAGCACACGGUCUGUCCUGCCCCCCCCCCCCCCCCCCCUUUGGUUGCAGUUCAUCCCCGCUCCAUCCAUCGUUUUUAUUUUUUUUCUCCUAUUGAGCCAAACCGCUGCUAAACCACAAACCGGAACCGGACCCGCUGGUAGUCGGUGCUUUUUAUACAAACCACACCGCCCUUUUGCGCCCAACUUGUUUGGGCCAACCGGACGCUUCCGACUGCCUUUUCUUUUAUUUCGCUCCUUGAGCAACAAUCUCCAUCCCUCCCAGUUCUACCGACCGUUCGCCGCGGUAACAAGCGCACAACGUUCCCGGGGAGCUGGUAUUGUAAUCAAACCAAUCUUGCCAACAAUAAAUGCCUCGCUCCGACCAGCCCGCUUUGGUACACUCUAACCGCUUCAUCCCGCCCGGUUUUGCGCUUGAGAGUGUAAAGCAAGCGACAAACGGUUCACAUCCGGUGGGAAACGGCUGCUUCGGAACGAGCCGCCACUCCUCAGCAACCCCGAGGCUAACUACGUCGGUGUGCUACGACAACAAUAACAAGCCACUUUGUACCCGUCACCAAGGGUAGCGCUGGAAAGACACAGCAGCGGUACAACAGCAUGUCCAUCCUUCCCAGCCAGCCAGCCAGCCCACCGUCUGGCACCAAACCAUUGGCACCAAACUCUAGCACGGGGUGCCCCGGGGUGGUCCAUUCUUCAUCAUGCUCGUCGUCGUCGUCAAGGCGAACGCGACGAAUCAACCGCCGACGCAGCAGCGGUUGGCGAAAAGAAAAACAGUUUCAAAAACAUGACCCCACCUCCCCGUUUCAUCGCUUCUUGCCAGGGGAGGAACCAUGUGAUGGGAGGGUAAAGUUGCAUACCGCAAUUUCUAACCACCCCUUCCACCUCCAAACAAUGGCGGGCGAGCGCAAGCGAGCAAACAGAGCGGGAUGUCCCCGCCGCGGAAGAAAACCGGCAGAAUUGGGGAAAUUCAUUUGUAUGUUGCUACCGCGCGAUACAUUCCGCCAACUCCAGGAAACAGAAGAAGAAGACGAAAACAGCAACCGGAAGGUAAGAAAAGGCCCCACUCCUCCUCCUCCUCUUGCCACAACAAGCUACCGCGAAGUAGGGCACUUUGGGGCGCCCGCGAUCAGGAACAAUCAUCGGGGCGCGCGUUUCUGAGAGACGGUUGCGCAUCCCAGAUGGAUGGCAAAUGGAAAGUGGAAAACUUUUCCCCCCCCCGUGUCAGCCCGCUUCCGCGCGGUCCGUGUGCGGCUGACAAUCUCCGGAUCUUUGCGGCGACAAAACGCUCCUGCUAAAACACAAUACACUUUCGCUGGGGAUGGGGCAGUGUGGCACGAGCGACACAAGGCAGCGCCCUCUAGGCAGGCUGGCUCGGUUGUAAAUGCACCAUUAUUAUCUGUUGUAUGGUCUCGCAUAAAAAAAACCCCCAUACAAAACACAUAUCGCUACACAUCAUGCGGGCACAUAUUAGCACAUUUUACAUGUGUGUGUGUGUGUGUCUGUGUGUCGUAAGAGUACUUAACGUGUUCUGCAGAAAUACUACCGCCUACAAAGGGCAGGAUACAUCCAAAGACGCUUUUCCACGUAAUGUUGCUGCGGUUUUAAAGCUUCUUAGCACGCGCGCACACACACACACACACACACACACACACACACACACACACACACACACACACACACACACACACACACACAUAAUGGAGGAUUGUGCAAGACGGUGCGCCGGAGAUUACUUCUGCUUUAUGUGUGUUUUGUUUUGAUUUUGCAUAAUAAUUAUUACGUCAAAGGUGCUGUGUUUUGUGCUGAGCACGGGAAGCACGGAAAUUAAUUACCAAAUCCAUCCCGCUUCUUUCAUUUUCCCGUCGGUGUACAACUUUGCGCCGCUAUUUUAACGCCUCCAUUAACAUAUUAUUGCUCACGGCGGCAGGGAGGGUAAUGCAAGAGAAAACACAAUUAUUAUUAAAACAAAACCUUAACUUCCACAGCAACUGUAGUGGAUAACAACUACCAAACAAAGCCAAACAAGUCCUUUGCGUAAAACAUUUUUGCUUUGGUUAGUUUCCUGUUCAUCAUCGCUUUCAAAUAAGUUUCUCCGGUCUGCAACUUUCUUCCCUGUCUGACGUUCCCCUCACACCAGCAAACUAGCGAACUAGUUCAUUUGCAUUCCAAUCAGAUUCCACCAACCCAAGCAAGACAAUAAUAGUCUAUCGACACUAACACAAAACUAUGAUUAUUAUGAUUAUAAUUCUCGCGUCCUGCUUCUCAAUCAGAUGUGCAGCUGCGUUGCUUCCCAACCCAGUGGCACUUCUCCUUGCAUUUCCCCCUUCCCUUCCCGGCGCUUACCCGCUCUUUUCCCCAGCCAAAGAAAAUCGAAAAGUCGACUUGCGAAAGUUCUCGCCGACCGACGUGCGCCCACGUGUUGGCUGGUUUACUUUGGCGAAACUUUCCCUGCAGUAGCUUUCACACAGUGGGGGGGAGGAGGGUGUGUGGAACUGGGGUAAUCUAUUGUUUGUACAGUACGGUCGAUCCGUGGACAGGCGAGCGUUGAAGCGAAUUGAUGUAGAGAAGAAAAAGCAAGAAACUUAGCACACAAAACUUUCACCGGAAGGAUGGGAGUUUAGUUUAAAUUUAGACGGGCAAAGAGAGGAGGAAUAAAAACUACACACCCUUCCUUCCCCUUCAAUUCCCGAUUGGGUGAACCGUUUUCAUCCUUCCUCCCCCCGAAAUGGAACAAAAUCAAACCACGUGUGCUCGAACCGCUCAAACUUCUGGCUCGAUUCGGGUGGGCUGUAAGGAUUGUAUGGGGAGUCUCUCUGGAGAGGGAGAGAGAGAGAGAGCAUCAAACUAAAUCAAACAUUGAGCCGAAUCUUUCGGGGUUCGGGGUCAAAGGAAUCUCUAAACUUCUUACCGUAAGCCAAACACAAACGCGACACACACACACACCCGCCCGACCAAAAGCUAACCAAGAAAAAAGCCACACACGUGCCGAUAUGUGUGCCGAUAGUCGUCCUCCAGCAGCUUCUUUUUUCGAGCCCAAAGAGAACCCGCUGGACCCGCUGCCACACAUACAUAUCGGCACACUACCCUGUACCGGGGCCAGCUGGAAGCUCGUUGCAGCAAGACGUUGACGUUAGCAAACGAAGCCAUUUCCAACUUCUUUGUACAGCACAAAACGCCACACAACGCCAUAUUACAGAGCGACAGGAGCGACACACAAAAGGUGACAACUGACUGUUCUGCCCCGAAACCUACGCAGCUCCGCAACGACACACGACAUGCGAGACAAACUCGAACACGAUAGUUGUCGUCCCACUUUCUUUCACAUACAACACACACACACACACGCUUCUUUGCGCUGGAAAAAGUUUGGCGCACAGAACGUGGGCUGAAUAUUGGGGCAAAACUACACUUUUGUGAACGGUUUCGAAGCCAGACGGAGCAGGGGGGGAAAAGAAAACAUAAACGUAGAAUUUACCGUGGGUGGUGUGUAAGUGAACGGGGCACACACACACACACACACACCGAUGUACAGUAAGAAUAGUGUUUUAAAAUACUGCUGCUGUCGUUCAGUGCAUUCCAUCGCUUUCGUUUAGGUCGGAUCGACGGGAUCGGACAGGGGGGCUGUGGUGCAAUGGAAGGAUGCACAGAAGCAGCAUCAACGGCAGCAGCGAUAGGGCUAGCAGUGGCAAUGGAAGUAGUUUAAGUAGUACAUAGUACCAGUACUAGCAGUGCAUGCGAAGAGGAUAGUAAUUUCAUAACGUACCUGUUGCAGUUUCGUUUCAAUGCGAUGUAGUGGGACUUUUUGUACCUUUCUGUUUAGCGCAUUCCGUUUUCAUUAACGGCUCCUAUGGGUUUUUUUAAAAAUGAAAUAAGAAGAAGAAGAAGAAAUAAACACACACUCAUAAACUUACUGUAGAAAAGGGGAGACACAUAAAAACACACACAAAUUCAUCCUCAUAUCGUUCCGUGGUGGGUCCGGGGCACGGUUUUAAAACUAGACCCCGAGCGCGCCCGCGCGCUUGUGUGUAUAUUUUUGUACAUGUGCAUAGCAAACAGAAAAAAAACACACAAAAACACAUACACAAAACAAAAAAAGUUCGGGCAAAAAGGGUCCAGAGAAUGGAAGCGAAACAGGGAUAACUGGAGGGAAGAUAAGCGAAGUGAACGAGGAAGUGAGGGAAUAAGGGAAAUAAUUAAACAUUUCAUCGGUAGCGAGAUGAGAUGUGGCAACUCUGUAGCUAGUAGUAGUGGCCGUAGCAGUAAUCGUAGUCGUAGUAGUAGUAAUAACACACACCCAGUUGGCGCAUCUUUGCUGCCGCUUUGGGUGGAGCGUUCGCGGGUGAAGAGGCCGGUAACUCAUACGAGGGGUCACCCCCUCGUGCCAGGUGCCAGGUGGUACGGUCCGUCGCAAUGCGCCACGGUGUGUAAACGUGUUUAAUUGGGUAGUGCUAGUGGCGGAACAUGCGAUUAAUCAAACGAAUAGAUGUGUAUAGAGAUGAAGUGAGUAGCUGGGGAGGAGGGAACGUUUUUCUUCCCUCCGGUUGUGUGGGGGAAGGUUUUCUUUUAAAUACGAAAAAAGCCACAGCAUCAGCUUCAGCAUGGAAAAUUGCUAAUGCCGUGCUUAUCAUUGCUGUACCGUCAAACGGAAUACAAUUCGGAGUAACUUAGAUGUAGAGAAAGAGGCAGAGAGAGAGAGAGAGAGAAAGAGCGAGACAGAGAGAUGAAGAUGAUACAGGAAAAAACAGAAAAAAAAAUAAAUAAAUAACGAAAAUCUCUUCGUACAUUGCUCUCUGUCGCUCUUCCUCUCGCUCUCUAUCCCUCAAAAACUCCAUGUGUACAUAAAUUCAAACGAUGUAGAGCCAAGCUGGUUUGAUAAAUU
Messenger RNA from Anopheles merus, 9181 nucleotides. RefSeq names its product octopamine receptor (gene Oct-TyrR). The record is from RefSeq and is a predicted model, not a curated record. The transcript is spliced from 3 exons. Gene Ontology annotation, molecular function: octopamine receptor activity. NCBI's taxonomy places the organism in Eukaryota, Metazoa, Arthropoda, Insecta, Diptera, Culicidae. Gene Ontology annotation, cellular component: membrane. Bases 1079 to 3007 code for a protein of 642 amino acids. Gene Ontology annotation, biological process: adenylate cyclase-activating adrenergic receptor signaling pathway.